Messenger RNA from Alternaria atra, 1362 nucleotides. RefSeq lists its product as uncharacterized. Gene Ontology annotation, cellular component: cytoplasm. The record is from RefSeq and is a predicted model, not a curated record. Gene Ontology annotation, molecular function: exopolyphosphatase activity. Bases 1 to 1362 code for a protein of 453 amino acids. NCBI's taxonomy places the organism in Eukaryota, Fungi, Ascomycota, Dothideomycetes, Pleosporales, Pleosporaceae. The transcript is spliced from 2 exons.
AUGAAGGCGAUCCGCGCCCUUGUACCGGCCUUCCUGGCCGCCAGCCGCACCGUCGCAAUGCCGCAGCGCAGCGCGCCGCAACAAGCAGUUCUCGACGCGUUAAACCAUCUCCCCAAAACACUCGGAGUAGGCCACUUCAGCGAAUGGAGCCGUGCCACAAAGAAGGAGUUCUUGAUAGACUGGCAAGCCGGAAAGGAGUCGGAAUGGGUGAUUGUACAGGGCAAUGAGGGCGGUGAUUUGGAUUCCAUGACGGCGGCGCUUACUUGGGCAUACCAUCUUGAGCAUUCGACCGACAAUACCUCGAACCCAAUCAAGGCAAUUGCACUUCUCCAAACGCCAUCGCAUGCCCUAGACCUUAGACCAGAGAAUAGAUUGGCUCUGGAUAACUCGCAGAUGACCCCGGGCCACGAAGAUCUAUUGACGCUCGAUGAACUGCCCGAGGAUCCCGAGACUCUAGGCAAGAAGCUCAAGGGCAUCGUACUAGUCGACCACGGCAGCCCACUACGAAAAUGGAGCGAAGCAAAGAUUCUAAGCGUCUUCGACCACCACAAAGACCGCGGUACCGCCCCGGACGCCGAACCCCGUGUCUUUGAAGUAGUAGCGAGCUGCACUACACUCGUAGCCCGCCAAAUGCUCGACGAGCUCGAACAGCUAGACGAAGAAUACCACAUGCCGCACGAACUGCUCGAGUUGGUCCUCAGCGCCAUCGCAAUCGACUCUGGCGGCUUGACAGGCAAGAAGACAACCAAGACUGACAUUGAAGUCUCCAAGCGCGUGCUUGCACGAAGCAACUGGAAGAAAGACAACCUAGAAGACGUAAUGGAGGAUCUCGACGACGAACUCAGCAAAGCACAAAAGGAUAUCGAUGACCUCGGUCUACGCGACUUGUUGCGCCGAGACUGGAAGGGCGACGUCAUCGAUACUCCUUCGCCGCGUACACCCACUGUGAGCAUAGGGUUUGCGUCGGUUCCUUACUCGAUAGACGAGCAGAUUCUCAAGACGGACUUUGCGGAGCUCUUCGACUGGUUCGCUGUACACGCCGCGUGGACCGCCGAAGCCGGCGUCGACAUCGCCAUCACGCUCAACAAAUACAAAAAGCAUUACAAAGAUGGUAAGAAGGAGAAGAUUCGCGAAGUCGUCCUGACCGUCCGCGACGACGUACGCAUCGAUCAGGAUCAAGCCGACUCGCUGUUCAAGACGGUCAAGGAGGCGUUGGAGAAGAAUGAAGAGGGUAUUGAUUUCCAACCGUGGCAUCGUGCGGAUGAGUUGGCGCCGAGACAGAUGGUGUGGACGCACAAGAGUGGUGCGGGGAGGAAGGUUAUUCGACCUAUCGUGGAAGAAGCGGUUAUGAAUUGGGAUUGA